GAGCGCGCGCGCGCCCCCGCCCCUCCCUCCCUCCCUCCUCCUCCGCCGCUGCCGCCGCUCUCUCGGUGUCUCGGUGCGGGGCCGCCGCGUCCCCGGCAGCACGAAACCCUUCCCCGGCUCCCGCCCCCCGCCGCUCGCUCCCUCCGUCCCUCUCUCCCCCGCCGCCCCGCCGCGGGGGGGCGCAGCCCCGCACCCGCCGCCCCGCCAUGCCGGAGAAGCGGCCCUUCGAGCGGCUGCCCGCCGACGUGUCCCCCCUUAACUACGGACUCUGCCUCAAGCCCGACCUCAUCGACUUCACCUUCGAGGGCAAGCUGGAGGCCGCCGUGCAGGUGAAACAGGCGACCAACCAAAUUGUGAUGAACUGUGCUGACAUCGACAUCAUUACGGCUUCCUAUGCGCCAGAAGGAGACGAAGAGGUACACGCUACAGGGUUCAACUAUCAAAACGAGGAUGAGAAGGUUACUCUCUCCUUCCCCAGUACUCUCCAGAAAGGGACGGGGACGCUAAAGAUAGACUUUGUGGGGGAGCUGAAUGAUAAAAUGAAAGGUUUUUACCGAAGUAAAUACACCACCCCUACUGGAGACACUCGCUACGCUGCUGUCACUCAGUUUGAGGCUACUGAUGCUCGCAGAGCUUUCCCUUGCUGGGAUGAGCCUGCGAUUAAGGCGACGUUUGAUAUUUCUUUGGUGGUUCCUAAAGACAGAGUAGCUUUGUCAAACAUGAACGUCAUUGACCGGAAGCCGUACCCGGACGACGAGAACCUGGUGGAGGUGAAGUUUGCUCGCACGCCCGUCAUGUCGACGUACCUCGUGGCGUUUGUGGUGGGAGAAUACGACUUCGUGGAGGCCAGAUCCCUGGACGGCGUCCUGGUGCGCGUUUACACGCCGGUGGGCAAAGCGGAACAAGGAAAGUUUGCGCUAGAGGUUGCUGCUAAAACUCUGCCUUUUUAUAAGGAUUACUUCAAUGUUCCUUACCCUCUUCCUAAAAUUGAUCUCAUAGCUAUUGCAGACUUUGCUGCUGGUGCCAUGGAGAACUGGGGCCUUGUUACUUAUAGGGAGACCGCGUUGCUCAUUGACCCCAAAAAUUCCUGUUCUUCCUCUCGCCAGUGGGUUGCUCUGGUUGUGGGACAUGAACUUGCCCAUCAGUGGUUCGGAAACCUUGUGACCAUGGAAUGGUGGACCCACCUGUGGCUGAACGAAGGCUUUGCCUCCUGGAUCGAGUACCUGUGUGUGGAUCACUGCUUCCCCGAGUACGACAUCUGGACCCAGUUUGUUUCUGCCGAUUACACGCGAGCCCAAGAGCUUGAUGCCUUAGACAACAGUCACCCUAUUGAAGUUAGUGUUGGCCAUCCCUCCGAAGUAGAUGAAAUAUUCGAUGCUAUUUCUUACAGCAAGGGUGCAUCUGUGAUCCGAAUGCUACACGACUACAUUGGUGACGAGGACUUUCGGAAAGGAAUGAAUUUGUAUUUAACGAAGUUCCAGCAGAAGAACGCCGCUACAGAGGAUCUCUGGGAGAGCCUGGAAAAAGCCAGCGGGAAACCCAUCGCUGCUGUGAUGAACACGUGGACCAAACAGAUGGGAUUUCCGCUCAUUUACGUGGAAGCCGAACAGCAAGAAGAUGACAAAGUGUUGAAGUUAGUCCAGAAGAAGUUCUGUGCCAGCGGACCAUAUACUGGGGAGGAUUUCCCCAUGUGGAUGGUGCCCAUAAGUAUUUGUACAAGUGACGACCCCACCUGUGCCAAAAUGCAAAUAUUGAUGGACAAACCAGAGCUCACCUUGGUUUUGAAAGACGUCAAACCAGACCAGUGGGUGAAGUUAAACCUUGGCACAGUAGGGUUCUACCGUACCCAGUACAGCCCGGACAUGCUGGAGAGUUUAAUACCAGCGAUCAAAGACCUCUCCCUACCGCCCGUGGACAGGCUGGGCCUGCAGAACGAUCUCUUCUCUCUGGCCCGAGCUGGAAUCAUUAGCACUGUAGAGGUUCUAAAGGUCAUGGAAGCUUUUGUGAACGAGCCCAAUUACACGGUGUGGAGCGACCUGAGCUGUAACCUGGGCAUCCUCUCCACCCUCCUGUCCCACACCGACUUCUAUGAGGAAAUCCAGGUGUUCGUGAAAGAUGUCUUUUCACCCAUAGGGGAGAGACUGGGAUGGGACCCCAAACCUGGAGAGGGUCACCUAGAUGCCCUUCUGAGAGGUCUGGUCUUGGGCAAACUGGGCAAAGCUGGGCACAAGGCAACGCUAGAGGAAGCCCGACGCCGAUUUAAGGAUCACGUGGAAGGAAAACACAUUCUGUCAGCCGACCUGAGGAGUCCUGUGUAUGUAACUAUUUUGAAGCAUGGAGACAGUACAACUUUAGACACUAUGCUGAAGCUUCACAAGCAAGCGGACAUGCAGGAGGAGAAGAACCGAAUUGAACGGGUUCUUGGAGCCAUCUCACAGCCCGAACUGAUUCAAAAAGUUCUCACCUUUGCACUUUCAGAAGAGGUACGUCCCCAGGACACCGUGUCUGUCAUUGGAGGAGUAGCCGGAGGCAGCAAGCAGGGCAGGAAAGCUGCUUGGAAAUUUGUAAGGGACAAUUGGGAAGAACUUUAUAAUCGAUACCAAGGUGGAUUCUUAAUAUCCAGACUAAUAAAGCUAACAGUGGAUGGAUUUGCAAAUGAUAAAAUGGCCGCAGAAGUUAAGGCCUUUUUCGAGAGCCACCCGGCCCCGUCGGCCGAACGCACUGUCCAGCAGUGCUGCGAGAACAUCCUGCUGAACGCGGCCUGGCUGAAACGAGACGCCGACAACAUCCACCAAUAUUUCCUGCAGCGCAAGGCCCCCCCGGCCGCCGUGUGAGCCCCCGGUCCUGCUGCCGCCUCAUGGGGAGAGAGGGAGGAGCGACCCGACAGCCGAUUCACAUGCCAAGAAUUUGGAGUCUUUUUCUCAAACCAAUGGGGAUUGGACAAUGAAUGUAGUUAACUGGUUCCUGCUCACACUCCAGAUUUAAAAUCCUAUUGAAAUUAUCAGCAAUUCAGCAAAAAAAAAAACAAAACAAAAAGAAAGAAAAGCGAGAGAGAGAGAAAAAAAAAAAUCUGUAAAUAUGAUAGUAAUAAAAUAGAACAUAACAAAACUGUGAAACUUCCUCAAGCCUUGUCAGUGGUUACAAUAUUUAACACCCCCCCUCCUGACACUCUUAUUGACAGAUGUUCUGGUUUUUUACACCCUCCCCUCCAAAAACAAAAGGAGCCCAGUGGUUUCUAGGUCAGCGGAAUUUAGUGGAGGGUCUGGGGCAGGAACGGGUCGAUGCCCCGAGCGUUGGGAACAGGUCCCUGGACAGGCAGGUAGCUGGUGUAACGUAGAGUCUGCACGAGGCUUUGGGGAGCUGCUCCCGCACCCCCAGCCAAGGACAGUAGGUUCCCCCCCUCUUGUGUUACCUCUCAGCAGAGACAAAUGUUCUGUUGCUCCUCGGUUUUUCUCCUCGGUUCCACUCGCUGAUGUCCUUCUUAGAGAUAACGGAAUUGUAAGGAAACAUCUUCCAUAGCCACAUUAAAUAAGAGAAAGAUUCAUGCGAUUUAUUAUUAUUAUUAUUUCUUUUUCCUAACUGAAUCGCACCCUCAAACUGCAUGCAGAUGGGGAGAUAAUCACUGUCGCGCUGCUGUCAGGGCAGGUCUCUUCUCUUCAAGACGCCGUCACUUGUCUAAAAGAUGCAGCUUGUUCGAUCUCCUCAUGGCCGUAGCAGCUCUAGCUUUUCGUUCCUUUCUGUGAUGUUGAUGGUAAUUUGAUUCAGAAGCCUUAAAUUAGUGAUGACUGGCGUGCUGAUGAAGUCUAAGCUGUGUGCCAUCAUUUCCUCCACAAAGCAGCGUCUACUAACCAGACACAACACCCUCUAAUACCAAGGUUGGAGUUCCAUAUAUAUAUUAUUAUUAUUUUUUUUAAAUUUAACAGGAAUUCGUAUUUGGUGUGGCUUAACUGUAUUUCAGAAGGUCAUCAGACUAACUGUCAGACUGCUUCCCUGAAACAUUUUUGUGCUAUUGUUUAAAAGAGAAAAGACAACAAAACAAAACAAACCACAAUUAAAACAGUUGGCGUUAAUAAAAAUGUCAAUGUGAAA
Molecule: messenger RNA, 4089 nt
Organism: Columba livia (rock pigeon)
Lineage: Eukaryota; Metazoa; Chordata; Aves; Columbiformes; Columbidae
Gene: NPEPPS
Product: aminopeptidase puromycin sensitive
Exons: 23
Coding region: 207-2834 (875 amino acids)
Biological process (GO): peptide catabolic process; proteolysis
Cellular component (GO): cytoplasm
Molecular function (GO): zinc ion binding; peptide binding; metalloaminopeptidase activity
Source: RefSeq, a predicted model, not a curated record